Frankliniella occidentalis (western flower thrips) is the source of this 4275-nucleotide messenger RNA. RefSeq lists its product as uncharacterized. The transcript is spliced from 17 exons. Gene Ontology annotation, biological process: regulation of establishment of protein localization to chromosome; double-strand break repair via homologous recombination. Gene Ontology annotation, cellular component: nuclear chromosome; nucleoplasm. The record is from RefSeq and is a predicted model, not a curated record. Lineage: Eukaryota; Metazoa; Arthropoda; Insecta; Thysanoptera; Thripidae. The coding region runs from base 304 to 4236 and encodes 1310 amino acids.
AAAUAAGAAAUAAAAUAUAAAAGAAAUAAAUGAAUAGAUAUAAAUGAAACAAAAAACACGUUGCUGCUGCUCGUAUUUACUGGUUGUGGAACACACCCACAACAAUAUUAUGACUGUUAUUGUUGGUUUGCUUUGCCGCGGUGUCUUUCAACUUUUCAACUUGAAGUGAGUUAAGAAAAACAUCGUUCUUCUAAGUUUCGAAGAGGUCGUCUUUACCGACUCAGCUCCUUAUUUCACCAAUGAGGGGUUACAGUACAUGCAUUACAACUAAUUGAAGGUGACACUUCCGAUCGAGGUUUAGAGAUGCCGAAUUCAGCUUCUAACAACAAUGAGGAUAUGCACAUAAUCACUGCAAGCAAUGUCCACAAGAAAUUGUUUUUCCAGGGAUGGAAAAAGAGCGUUGAGGUAUUUAGCCAAGGGAAAGGAAGCUUGUCUCAUCGCUGCUCUUCUAUUCUAUCUCAGUUAGAUUCAAGUCACCUUGAUGAGGCAAUAUCGUGGAGUUCAUCAGAGGGAGAGGAAGAUAAGUCAAAUUCCCAACUUGUUCGCCCUACUCGCACCCUUGCAUCCCACAUCAAUUUUAGUGACUGCAAAAGAGUACAACGUAGAGGUCGACGGCACUCAUCAGCUCAGUUUGUCCGUUCUGUUGAGAAGCGCCUCAAGACUGAACAGAAUAAGAGUCACGCAGUCUCUGGUCAUAAAAUAGAGGAAUCAAUCAUUAUUCCUGACAGUUCUCAUUCUGUAGAACAUCCUAUAAACGCAUCAGAAUCAUUUGAUGAGCCUAAUUGGGUAAAUAAUCUAUCCAUUUUAAACAAAAGAAUAAAUCUUUCAUUAAAUGCUGCUAGCCUUUUGUCAUCUGAGCAGUCGAUUGGCAGUACUCAAAUCUCACCCACUGAUAGAGGAAGUCAAGAAAACAAUGUUAGGUCACCAAUUUUGGUGAGUGGAAAAGCUAAGAACUUUAAAAGGAAGAGAAAUCGGAAUUCUAAACAGAUUAUCAGCUUGAAUGAGGGGGAUUCAUCCAUGCAAUCCUCAACAGGUCUAUUACCUGGAUCUCCUGUAUUCAAGAUAACUAGUCGCCGAAGAAGAAGUUCUCGUAAGACUCCUCAACAAUCAUCUGUGAUAUUAGAAAAGAAAAGUGAUGAAUCUAUUUGCCCAAACAAAAAUGCCUCAUGCAUAGGUUCUAAAAAUAGUACAGUGAUGGCUCAGAUGGGCUCAGAAAUUUUUUUGGGUACUCCCUCAUCUCCUGUUAUUGGAAAGUCGUCCACUAAACGUAGAAAGGCUAUGGUUGUUGAUAAAUUACUAUCACCAAUUCUUGGUUCAAAACCCAAAAGUAGUCGACCUUACAAGAUUCAGAAAAUAAUUUCUAACAGUAAACUAUCAUGCACUGUGAAUUCAAACACAUCUUUGCCCUAUGAGAGACCUAAUGCAUCCUCUAAUUCUGAUGUUAACUUUGAAAUAACUUCAUCAGUAUCCACAGAAAAUUUAGCUACAGCAAAGCGCUCCUUAGAUUUCUCUGUUGGAAAUCAAAAUAUUGGCUGUAAUACUAGCAUCAUAAAAGACAUAGCUGAAGAAAAAUCUCAAAUUGAAUGUAAGAAAACCAGUUCUGAUCAUGUAAGUGACAACAGUGAUAAAUUUUUCUCCCAGAAAGCUGGAUUAUCUCAAGCAGACUCUCCAGGUUUUGGCUGUAGCCAACUCAUUGAAGAGAUAAAUACUGAACAAAUUGACAUUGACAAUGUAUCCAAAUCAGUUGAAACGCCUGUUCAGUUGCAGAAGAAGAAAAAGCUUAGCUUGUCAAAGAAACAAGUUUCCAAACAAAGCAUUUCAAGUAAAUGUUCUAAAAUUAUCAAGCCAGAAGAAAUUGAAGUGAAAGGAAAAUCCUAUCAAACUGGGCAUGAUUUUUAUUCAAAUUUGAAACAGUUUGAUGUUUUUGAAGACAUGUGUAAUCAGGCUCCAAAAAAGGAAGAAAUCUUAGGGAAUAGACAGUUUCAACCUGCAACGAUGUCUACAAAUUGCACUCUUCUAAUUGAGGAGGAAAACUCAGAGCCUAUGGAAAGUGCUUCACUGGAUGCUUUUUCAUCACCUGGUUAUUUUUUUAAUGAAAAGAGGGACUCUCCUACAAAUCUUAGUUCAUCAUCAACUAAAGAAUCAGAGACUAAAAGUGAGGAUGUUGAAGAUGCUAAUAUUGACAGCUAUGCCUCACAAAGUCCUGGAAACAGUCAACUAACCCAGUUUUGGUUGCAGAUUGAGAAGUUACCAUCAUCAUGUGUGUCGUCUCCAAUGACAAUAUCACAAACAUCUAGUAGCCCCAUGGCUCCUGUUGUGGUCUCUGGAUUGUCCGCAGAGACAGUACCUGAUGACUACAAUGCACCUCCAAAAAAAGGGAAAAAGAAACUCAAACCGGAUGGACUUGCAAGUCGCCUUCAGCGACUACUCAACCGUCACCGCUCUUCUUCCCGCAUUUGGCAAUUUAAACGGACUAAAGAGAGCAAAGCAAGUUAUACACCUACUGUCAACAACACACGGAAUACUUCAAUGGUUUUAACUGUUCACCACACAUGGAUUGAAUACUCACAUGUUAUUAUUCAGGGUUUUGUUGAGUCCGAUAUGAGCUCAGGAACUGUAAUUAAUCGCCUUAAUUCUUUAUCAGACCAUGUAGUUUUGGUACUUGACCCACAAGUUGCAGAUAAACUUGGAAAAAUUAUGUCUGCCAAAAAAAUCCGUGUGUUUCCUCCAUGGCAAGCUCUGAAAUUACAAGGCAUCUCAUUGAUCCUCUGUGCAUACUGCAUUGAAGUUAUUCAGGCAGAAUUUUUAGAAUUCAUGGGAAGUUUACCUAUUCCUGAGAAAACUACAACUGUUCCUAUAAAAGAUGGUGGAUAUGAGUGUUUUCUAGGAGCUAGUCUAUCAGAUAUUAUCUUCCCCAAAAUUGUGGAAAGGCCAACAUGUAUAUUUCAGUGCACCACAGCAAAUCAAAGUGAUGAGUAUGAUUUUAACAAAGGUUUUGAGGGUCCUGCUAAUCUGUGCACAAUUUCAUCACUUGUUUCAAAUUAUGUUGGAGCUACAUGUGAUACCCUAAACCUAACAAUACUACGAACAUUUCAAUUCAGGCAAGCUGUAUCAGAUAAGGUUUCAAGUAAUUAUCCUUGCUGGUCACUUUUGGGACAAGAUGUUGUGGGAGAGGUGUGUGAGGUUUUGCUUGGAAGUGAGCAGAUGAACACAGUCACAUCAGGAAGUGACAGCAUUUGGUCUCUAGUCAAAACAGGACUUGCUAUUGGUCAAGUAUUUAGUUUUGUUGGCUUUUUCCCAGCUCAGAGAAUAUCUCCAUUCAGGGUUUCCAAUUUAUGGAGAGUUGUUUCAAAUAUAUGUGCAAAACCUUGUGAUCAACCUGUAUUCUAUGUACUGGCCGCAUCUUCUGCAGAGUGGGAGAUUAAAGCUGUGGAAUCUGAGAAAAUGUUUGACAAAAUCCAACUUAAUCUCACUCCAUUAACAAAAAUUUUGAUCAAGGAUCCAAUAUCCAGUCCUGAACCAACAAGAGUGAACAUUGUGUGUCGCAGAUUACACACAACUUAUGAAAGACUUUAUGUUACUGACACUGAAACUUCGCCAUGCAUUACAGUUAUAUCUGUAAAUCCAACCACAUUCUUGUCCCCAGUAAUUUUCAAGUCUCCGGUUCUUAUAAUACUUGACCUUGAAAUAGACCCUACAGGUGACUUAAGAGUUGACAAAUAUUCAAGAAUAUCCUCUUUGGGUGGUGAUGAUUUAUCCUUCAUUGAGGACUUUCACAAUACCAAAUUUAAUAAUAGCUUGGCUAAUCUAAGUCCCACUUUGCCAAAUUUGCAAAAAGACAGCUCACCAAGAAGUUUGGCUGUCUUCUCCGGGACAAUUAUUGGUGUUGAUGAGGAUUCAGCUUUCAUGUGGCCAGCUUGCGGUAUUUGUGAGAAUGAAUUGCUGAGCUUAGGAGAUAACAGUGAGAAGUAUCGCUGUGAGAAAUGUAAUGAUCAAUGUGAUAACUUUACAUUACGAAUGUCAUUGCAAGUGUUGUGUUCCUGUCCUAAUCUUCCUUCAAACUCAUCUGUGCGAUUGAAGCUGCUUCAGAAGACUAUUGAGGCACUGCUUCCCCCAGCUCUCGCUGGAGAGGAGGGCUAUGAUAUGAACACUGUUUUAGGGCAAAAGUUGGGUCCACUGAAAUGUGAAAUUACUAAUGUCAAUGACCAAAACUUUACUCUACAAGAGUUUCUCUAAUUUACUACGUAUAGUGUUCCAAGUGAUUUCACAUAAUUA